Phalaenopsis equestris is the source of this 946-nucleotide messenger RNA. Its product is annotated as pentatricopeptide repeat-containing protein At5g66500, mitochondrial-like. The transcript is spliced from 2 exons. Gene Ontology annotation, biological process: RNA modification. The record is from RefSeq and is a predicted model, not a curated record. The coding region runs from base 25 to 870 and encodes 281 amino acids. Gene Ontology annotation, molecular function: protein binding; RNA binding. Lineage: Eukaryota; Viridiplantae; Streptophyta; Magnoliopsida; Asparagales; Orchidaceae.
ACCGCUGACGUGAUCAAAAGCUGAAUGAAAAUUUCUCUCCACAACAUUCGCCUCUCACGUCUCAUUUCCUCUCUUCCUGCUCAGACUCGUCUUAGUUCACAUCAAUGCCUCUCCACCUUUCACCUGCUCGACCAAAUGCCGCAAUGGGAUUGCAACCCUUACUUCCUCAACACUCUCCUCUCCUCUCACGUCCGCGCCGGCAACCCUACCUCUGCUCUCGUCCUCUUUCAAAAAAUGCGCGCUUUUGGUAUUCCUCUCGACUCCUACUCCUUUCCUCCUGUUCUCUCUGCUUCUUCCACCUGCUGUUCUUCUCUUGGACGACAAUUGCAUGCCCUAAUGGCGAAAACAGGGUGCCUCUCCUCGCCAAUAACUGCUACUGCUCUUCUCGAUUUGUACUCUAACAUCAGCCGGAUUGAAGACGCCCUGUUUUUGUUUGACGAAAUGCCUACAAGAGAUGUCGUCGCUUGGAAUGCUCUUCUCUCAUCCCUUGUCAUGCACGACCUAGCUGUUAAUGCUGUGGAUUCCUUUCGAUCUAUGGUGGGCAGUGGGAUUUCCUUCAACGGCUUUACGUUGUGCUCGCUGUUGAAAGCUUUUUCAGCUUUGCGAGCGCUUAGGCAGGGGAAGCAGAUUCAUGCUUGGGUUACUAUCACAGGCUAUGGUUCCCUUGUAAUGGCUACCACGCUCAUAGACUUCUAUUCGAGUUGUGCGCAGGUUCAUGUGGCCAUUGAGGUCUUUAAAAGACUGCAAUGCCCCAAGGAUUCUGCUAUUUGCAAUGCUCUGGCCAACGCUUGUGUUAUAAAUGGCUGCUUUCAAGAGGUUUUUGCUUUGCUGAUGGAGAUGAAACCGCUGAAUGAGGCAGUAAAAUGGUAGAGGAUUUUAGCUGUCUCUUAAGCCCAGUUCAGCAACAAUUUUACUUCCAUCUUCAGGUAAUUUUAAGACUAAUUAU